AAAUAUCAACACAGUGAAGAAACGCGCAACAAAGUAGCAUAAAAUGACUUUGAACUUUGAACACAUCAUCGCUAGCAUUUCUUCUAACUAGUUUUUGUAAAUAAUUUUUAAUGAUAAACCGGAAUAUGGACAAUUUUAGCACACUGAUCGCUGUGGUGUCAGGUGUAACUGCGUUGUACCUUUUUCAUUCAGUCUUGUACACUUCUCACAUCUUAUUUAAAACUCACGCAGUCUUUGACUCCCAGAGACAUUUGCCAGGUUCUCUUUACCUCAUGACCAGAUACCUUUAUGAAUCUCUCCGCAAAAAACGAGGAACAAUGAGAAAACACACAAACGACGAGCUUGUUUUCACUUUGAUCAACUGCAGGUAUGAUGCCCUGUCUUUGAGGAGGUUCUGCAGCAUUUCAGGUUAUGGUUGGGACUAUCCUGACAGUGUCUUCAGAGACGUUCCACUUUGCUACCCUGAGUUACUCUUCACUAGACUUAUCACUAUGAUUGUGUGCUCAGAGAGAUUCAAACUAAGCCCUUCGGGUCUGUUGAGUGUCCGUGAGAGUUUGAGUCUGAUCGAUGCUGUGGAUGAGCUGAAGAGAGGUACGUUCUCCCUGCAGGCCAGAGUGCUGGAGUACAGGACUGUUAGUACCGGAGUGGAGGUGGAUAUUACUUUAACCGCAUCUAGAGAUCAGCAGGCCAUAUGGAGCAGCACACUGACUCUACUCUCUCCUAAAAAUACAUACAGGCCUGAUGCUCAACCUGACUUGGAGAUCACCCAUGAUCCAGUUUCAGAGAGAUGCAUCAGCCUGGCUGUUCCUUGGUCCACAGGUGUGAGGAGCGCCUGGGUAUUCGGUGACCUCUGCCCUCUGCAUGUGUUUGUUUGGUGGGGGUUUGCCUGUCCCACCGCACGCUCGCUAUGGAUGUUUUCCAAGUGCAUGGCAGAGAUGGAGAAACACAAAGGAGUUGAAGUGGUGAGAGCUCCUCUGACUGUGUCGGUCUGUUAUAAACAGCCUGUGUCUUUACCAAGGAAAGUCACCAUCAGAGUGAGUGACAACACUAAUGAAACCUCAAGCACAGCAUCAUUUUUAUUGGAGGACCACAAAACCAGGACAGUGUUCCUCUCAGGACAGAUAAAAAGACAGUCAAGUGAGAAAGCAGACUGAUGGUGAUGUAAUUCUUACAGAAAGGUUACUGAGCGCUCAAUGACAGGACAGAACAUGUCAGACGGGGUAAUGGCAAAAUGGAGUAACAGAGGCCAUCACAAACAGUGAUCUCACCCCGAAACCUAAAAUACAAGGACCUUAGGAAAUGACACUCCUACUAACGGUGCCAUAGUAUGUGAUGAUAUUUGAAAUGUCUACUUAAAGACAUUAAAGGGGACUUAUUGUUGAAAACAGGGAUCUUUUUGCUCUGUUGAAAUAAAGGAAUCAAUGUAGACAGACUCAGAAGUUCACAAUGAGACACCUUUCCACCCUUACAGAUACUGUUUAAUAGAUUACAUGUAAAUUCAUAUUCUUUAUUCAGGAACUUUAUUCAGGAUAACUUUAUUCAUUAUAUAAUAUAUAUAUAGUUUUUGUGCAAAUGAUCAUGACUAACAAUAAUAUUAGCUUGUAAUAUUUUAAAAGUCUUUUAAAAAGGGUUUUAUUCUAUAUCUAUAUUUUUGUUUUGAAUUUAAGCUUAAACGGCUUGCAUUUCUCUGACACUAUUGUAUAAUGCACAAUGUAUUGUACAUGUGCAGUCAACUCACUUUUAAUCAGCGUCUAUGUCAGGAGGGGAGGAGCUGAACAAUCUUUUGAGUGGAGGGCCGUUUCUCAUGAAUUUUUCAGUCUCUCCCCCCUGCCUUUCCCUAUGCAUACACAUGCGUGUGUAAGUGCUCCAUGUGUAUUAUUCAUUACUGUGUGUUCAGCGUAAGAGGAGGGGGUUUCUGACAAAAACUGCUUUCAGUGUGUGUGUGUGUGUGUGUAUAUAUUUACACUAUAUAUAAAAUAUACAGAAUAAAAAUAUUUCAUAUAUUAUGCUAGUAAAUUGGCCUCAGCACUGAAACACAAAUAAGUUACUGGUAAUUGCAUUCUUUAAUUGCAGUCUUUAUUGUAAAUACGAUGUCAAGUGUUUGGAAUUUAGUAGAUAGUUGUUUUUUUUAUACAUACAGCUUUAAACACCUGCAUCUUUGUGGAAAUUAUAAUUUGUUGUUUUUGUUUGGUUGUUUUUUUAAUGCUAGAGAUUUAACAUAAUUGUAGUUAGUUAAGAAAAACUUAAUUAUAAUGAUUAGUUAUGGUAAUUGUAUUGUCUUAUAUGGUCAAUGUCAUAUAAUUCAUUUUGGGAGACAGAUGGGUAGAUUAUUUAAAAUAUUUUAUUGAUUUAUUUAUUGCAACUUACAACUUUGGACUGUUUGGAAAAUUUAAAUGUUUGAAAAUUUUAAAUGGACAUUAAAGCAAAAGAUACGAAUAACCAUCCUAAAAAAUUUUCUGUUUGAAUGUAUUUUAAAAUGUAAUUUAUUUUUGUGAUUUUAAAGCUG
This is a messenger RNA of Labeo rohita (rohu), 2506 nucleotides long. RefSeq lists its product as uncharacterized. The coding region runs from base 111 to 1154 and encodes 347 amino acids. The transcript is spliced from 5 exons. The record is from RefSeq and is a predicted model, not a curated record. Lineage: Eukaryota; Metazoa; Chordata; Actinopteri; Cypriniformes; Cyprinidae.